AUGCCUUGGUCAACUUCCCUCCCCCAGGGAAUCCUCAGCUCGCCCCUCCUGUCCAUUGGGGCACCCACCGCCGGCGGACUCUUAGUCGGAUACCUCGUCAACCGUGGAGGACGAACAAAAGGAAUCUACCACUCGCUAAAGCAACCUCCCUACCAUCCCCCGGCAUGGCUCUUUCCCCCCGUCUGGUCCCUCCUAUACACCACGAUGGGGUACGCCGCGUACCACGCAAACGCGACCACCUUUGAUGACUCGUGGCAGCCCCUGUACGGAGCACAGCUGGCACUCAACUACCUGUGGAUGCCGCUGUUCUUUGGACUGCGCAAGCCGGCCUGGGCGCUCGCGGACCUGACACUCUUGGGAGGGACCGUGGCGUCGUUGAUGAGUGGGUGGUGGGAGACUGAUCGCACGGCGUUUUGGUUUAUGGUGCCGUAUGCGGCGUGGUUGGGAUACGCGACGUAUUUGAAUGUUGGCGUUGGGGUGUUGAAUAAGUGGAAAAUUGGGGGUGGGCAGAAGAAGGGGGAGUGA
This is a messenger RNA of Aspergillus campestris IBT 28561, 525 nucleotides long. RefSeq names its product TspO/MBR family protein. Lineage: Eukaryota; Fungi; Ascomycota; Eurotiomycetes; Eurotiales; Aspergillaceae. The record is from RefSeq and is a predicted model, not a curated record. The transcript is spliced from 2 exons. Gene Ontology annotation, cellular component: mitochondrial outer membrane. The coding region runs from base 1 to 525 and encodes 174 amino acids.